GGUACUUUCUGUCAUUCUCAGUCUGCAAUGGCGUGCAUACAAUCGUGUACGAAUCGCGUCGGUUGGCCGAAAACUGAAAUUAAAACAGAAAUGUCUUCCAUGAAAUUUAAUCAGGGUUCCUUGACGUUGCAUCGCACUAUCAAUCUGUACCCACUGUCAAACUACACAUUUGGAACAAAAGAUCCUUUAUUUGAACGAGAUCCCUCAGUACCUGCAAGGUUCCAGCGCAUGAGGGAAGAAUUUGAUAAAGUUGGAAUGAGACGAAGUGUAGAGGGCAUCUUACUUGUGCACGAGCAUGGCCUACCACAUGUUUUAUUAUUACAAUUGGGGACCACCUUCUUUAAACUGCCAGGAGGAGAACUAAAUCCCGGAGAAGAUGAUAUUGAAGGACUUAAAAGACUACUCACAGAGAUUCUAGGCAGACAAGAUGGUGUGGUUCAAGAUUGGCUUAUCGAAGAUUCAGUUGGCAACUGGUGGCGACCAAAUUUUGAACCACCACAGUACCCAUACAUACCCCCUCAUAUAACUAAACCAAAGGAGCACAAAAAACUUUUCUUAGUACAACUACAAGAGAAAGCUCUCUUUGCUGUACCUAAAAAUUACAAAUUGGUUGCCGCACCCCUGUUUGAAUUAUACGACAAUUCUCAAGGCUACGGCCCUAUAAUAUCUUCUCUUCCACAAACAAUGAGCAGGUUUGAUUUCAUUUACAUGUAAGGAACGAGUCACAAUUCGAGAUUCCGACACAGUCCAAAGGCGGAGGUUCUGCAAAACGGUCUCAAAAUGUUCGUGUUUUUAUUUGUUGCAGUGACUUUGACGCUUAUCUAAAUCUGAGUAUCAGAAAGAAGGUUCAUUAAAUUCAAAAAAAUCA
This is a messenger RNA of Daphnia carinata, 868 nucleotides long. RefSeq names its product cleavage and polyadenylation specificity factor subunit 5-like (gene Cpsf5). NCBI's taxonomy places the organism in Eukaryota, Metazoa, Arthropoda, Branchiopoda, Diplostraca, Daphniidae. The transcript is spliced from 6 exons. Gene Ontology annotation, molecular function: mRNA binding. The record is from RefSeq and is a predicted model, not a curated record. Gene Ontology annotation, cellular component: mRNA cleavage factor complex. The coding region runs from base 28 to 714 and encodes 228 amino acids.